Lycium ferocissimum is the source of this 540-nucleotide messenger RNA. RefSeq lists its product as uncharacterized. The record is from RefSeq and is a predicted model, not a curated record. Lineage: Eukaryota; Viridiplantae; Streptophyta; Magnoliopsida; Solanales; Solanaceae. The transcript has 2 exons. Gene Ontology annotation, molecular function: nucleic acid binding. The coding region runs from base 1 to 540 and encodes 179 amino acids.
AUGUUGAGAGUUUGCGCUAUAGACUUUAGUGGUUAUUGGGAUCAAUUCUUGCUGUUGGCAGAGAUUGCAUAUAAUAACAGUUAUAACUCUAGCAUCGACAUGGCACCUUUUGUGGCUUUGUAUGAUAGGAGAUGUAGAUCUCCGGUUCUAUUGAAGAUUUCACCCAUGAAGAGUGUUAUCAGGCUUGGGAAGAGAGGCAAGUUGAGUCCGAGGUAUAUUGGGCCAUUUGAGAUUAUUGACCGUGUGGGAAAUGUUACUUAUGAGUUGGCCUUGCCGCCAGGCUUGGCAGGAGUCAAUCAAGCUUUCUAUAUAUCUAUGCUGAAGAAGCACCAUGCCGAUGGUACUUAUAUUUGUCAUUGUGACUCAAUAUUGCUUGAUGAGAAUUUGACCUAUGAGGAGGUGCCAAUUGUAAUUUUGGAUAGGCAGGUUCAAAAAUUGAGGUCUAAGGAGAUUCCUUCUUUGAAGGUGAAAUGGAAGCAUCGUCCCAUUGAAGAGGCCACUUGGGAGACUGAGUUCGAUAUGCAUAGCCGAUAUCCUUAG